AUGUCUUCCAGGUCGGUUGCAUCUUCAAGUAAUGCAGGAAGCUCCUCAUCGGGUACAAGGCAACGCGAAUCAAGUAGGAGUGAACGUAGUAAAGCUGGGACGAAUCCUGCUGUAGAAUCAGCUGUUACACGACUCUUGGUGUCAAUAAAAAAGCUACUCGAAGCAUUGACAGAAUGGAGCAAUCUCAAGAUGGACGAGAAUCAAGUCAGCGAUGUCUAUGUGCAACUCGGAAAUAACUUCAACGCUGCUGUAGCGGCCUUUGGUGCAUUCAACAUUGACAUGAGCGAACUCAUGACAGUUCCAGAUGAGCUUCGGCAAGUUUUAGAACAAUGUCUUUCAGAAGAUGCUACGGUCGAGAAUCUCGACCUCUAUCUACCCACCGUCAGAGGUAUUAUCACCAACCUUCUGCAAGGUCUUCGAGGUAAACAGGCGCUUUAUCGGCGGAUGGUGUCGGAUCACAAGCAUCGUUCAGAUUUGGGUCAUCAGAGGUCAGACAGUAGCAGAUUAUCACGCUCCUCCAGGGGCGAUUCUCAACGAGGCCAACAUUCUCGGAGCAGUGGAGGUGAUGAUGAAAGAGUAGGAACACGUGGAAGUACUCAUUCAAGACGACGCGAAACUGGAUCCUCUACGAGUGCUCCGACGGUUGACCCAUUCAUCGGUGGCUUUUCACCGCGCCUCGCGUCACAGCCCAAUCAGGAUCUUCCUGAGCUACCAGAAGACACUCCAAGCGAAUUCCCAAAUCCGUACGACCGCAAGCACGCGUCUACUCCGUCAUCCGUUGACCAAAAUACGGCUCACCCUUACUCCCCACCCCUUCCAACCAGCACAUCCCUCGACGGUUUCGGUGCGUCAUCCGCUGUGCCGGCCAGCGUCAAACGUUACUCUUUAGUAGAUAAAUCAGUUCCUCCACCCAGUGUCGUUGUCGAGCCCUCAAGUCCAGAUCCAACACGUGCGCAGCAGCAUAAUGAAGCAUCCAGCCCCCCAGAAACGCCUGGUUCAGAGAUACCACCACCGGAUGCUCAAUUGGAUACUCCACCAAUCCAUACAUCACAAGUCCCAGCUAUGGCCAAUUCAUUAGCUGCCCUGAAGAGAAGCGAGACCCUGGAACGUAGGGCGUCCAAACGAUUCUCUACAUACAAUAUCUCGAAAAUUACGGGCGGCGUAGGUAGAGAUCGAACCGACCGACAGAUCAGCAGGAAGCCAAUGCCCGUCGGCUCGGCUCUGACACCCGAAGAGCUGGAUGCUGUUACGGAGGAGGUGGAUGAGGAAGACCCGUUACCCAACCACAAAGGAAGGGAUGAUUCCCGCUCACGGAGUCGUACUGAAACACCUGAGAAUCGACCUCCACCUGUGCCACCUCUUCCUACAAACCCUGCACGAACUCCGGAACCACCACCCGUCAGUCCUGAGCCGCCAUUUUCUUCAACAGAACCGGAGUUGAAACCAAGACCUCUUCCUGAUCCAAUUCAUGCGACCGACGGGAAGAUUACCGUGUUUUUGCAGUUGGGCAGAGAAGUGAAGAAAGUUGCCGUCGACACUGGGUUGACCAUGUCGUCGUUGAGGAUACUAUUCGUCGAUAAGUUCUCGUACAACCCUGGACUGGAGAAGUUUCCUGCGAUAUACAUACGGGACCCCUCGAGUGGGGUGCAAUAUGAGCUCGAAGAUAUGGGUGAGGUAAAACAGAGUUGUCUGCUUUCUUUGAAUAUCGAACCUCUUGAUCAAAUCAAGCAACAUAUCGACUCCCAGAUAUUGGGUCUUUCUAAAGAUCUCAGGGAGCUGAAGAAUGCAGUCGCCAACAACCAACGACAAUCAAUCCAUCUUUCACCUAUCAUACCCUCACCUCACACCGAAAAUACGCCAGCGCCAACUCGACCUACAGAUAGACAGUUCCAGUCCGUUGCCCGACGUCUUUCCAAAUAUGUAAUGAACAAUGGCUUCGCACCAUCAGCCAUUCCGCCGUCAGCAGCCCCUCAACAGCCUCAAUUAACAGGGGGACUUCAACCGCAAAUGACAGGUGGCUCAGUUCUUUCAGACUACUCUACCCGGGUAGUCUCCGAUCUGAAGAUUCAGUUCGACGAAGUCCAGAAUCUGCGACGCGACCUCGGUAUCAUGCGGCAACUUUAUAGCGAAUUUAUGAAGCAGACAAAGGAAUCUCUCAAUACUCUACGAGGACAAACGCAGUCCGUUAAACAACUUGCCAAUUCACAAGUGGGUGGUGCACGUGCGUUUAUCGAUUCUGGGAAGCAAAAAUUGGAUUCGAGGACGCAGAAUGUGUUGACGGAGGUCGAAAAGUUGCAAGAUACCGUUGAAAGCCUCAAAAACGACGUGCUGAAGCGGCAUAUUAGUCCUAAGGCUAUGUAUCUCAAGACUAUCCAGAAGGAUAUGAAUUCCGUGAACGCAGAGUUGGAGAGCUUGAAGGAACAUGUGAACACGAUUAUGCCGAUGUGGAAGAAGACAUGGGCAGAGGAGCUGGCAAAUAUUGUGGAUGAACAGCAUUUCAUGACGCACCAAGAGGAGUUCCUGGCCGAUUUGAUUGAGGAUUACAAGGCUGUAGCGGACGUGUUUGGACAUGUGGAACAGGUGAUUAAUUUGAGGGGGACUGGGUCGGGGAAGAGAGUUAAUGGGAAAGGGUUUCGACCUCCGCCACCGGAAGAAGGCCAUGGAGGGUUGGGUACUGUGAUGUUAGGGAUCAAAGGUAUGAAUGUGGAUGGGGACAAGAGGUUGAAGGCUAUUGAGGCGAAUGAGAGGAACAGGCAGAAGGAACUUGCUAGUCGGUCGGAUGAGCUUCAACAGGAGCUGACGGAUUUCGUGAGCCAGAAGAAGUUGAAGAUGACAGGAGGAGCGGAAGAGGUUGAACGAGUUAGGCAAAAGAGGAACGAUAUGACUUUGAAGGCGAUGUUCACUGGUGGAAAUGGAGAGGUUGUCGAGACGGGCGGCUUCACUUAA
Molecule: messenger RNA, 2946 nt
Organism: Marasmius oreades (fairy-ring Marasmius)
Lineage: Eukaryota; Fungi; Basidiomycota; Agaricomycetes; Agaricales; Marasmiaceae
Exons: 4
Coding region: 1-2946 (981 amino acids)
Biological process (GO): establishment of cell polarity
Cellular component (GO): cell tip; cytoplasm
Molecular function (GO): cytoskeletal regulatory protein binding
Source: RefSeq, a predicted model, not a curated record